Bradysia coprophila is the source of this 5420-nucleotide messenger RNA. It is a transcript of the gene BtbVII, whose product is annotated as BTB-protein-VII. The record is from RefSeq and is a predicted model, not a curated record. Gene Ontology annotation, cellular component: nucleus. Gene Ontology annotation, molecular function: DNA binding; protein binding. Gene Ontology annotation, biological process: regulation of transcription by RNA polymerase II. NCBI's taxonomy places the organism in Eukaryota, Metazoa, Arthropoda, Insecta, Diptera, Sciaridae.
UUCGAAGUGGACACCAUUUUGUUUUUCGUGAAAAAAAUAGAAUUCAACUCGAAGAAGUUCAAGGACUGAUUGGAUGAAAAAUGCUAAAAAUCAUAAGUUAUUUAACAAAAUAAUAAAGAAAUUUGUGAGAGUGUUACUUGGAACUAAGUGUUUAUUGGUUUAUGCGUAUUUUUCAUCGGUUUAAUGCAGCAAGACACGAGUUUUGUUCAAUAUUGUUUUACGAAUGACGUCAGAUUACCAGAAUUCAAGGUCCUAAGUAAUUUAGGUAAUUAAAAUGUCCGUGCAGCAGUUCUGUUUGCGCUGGAACAAUCAUCAGCCGAAUUUCAUAUCAGUGUUUUCGUCGCUUUUGCAUAAUGAAGCACUCGUUGACGUCACAUUAGCUGCUGAAGGAAGACAUUUACAAGCCCACAAAGUGGUCUUAUCGGCUUGCAGCUCAUAUUUUCAGUCACUAUUUACUUCAAAUCCCUGUCAACAUCCAAUUGUCAUACUUAAAGACGUUCAGUACAAUGAUUUAAAAACUAUGGUCGAUUUCAUGUACUAUGGCGAAGUUAACGUAUCUCAAGAGCAAUUGCCGCAUAUCUUAAAAACGGCAGAAAUGCUUAAAAUCAAAGGACUCGCCGAAAUGCCCGAUCCAGUCACACUAACCAAAUCCGAAAAUAAAUCAUCCGAUCAAGCAGAUUCAGUCGCACCGAACAGUGUUCAUGAAUCGAUGUGGGGUAGCACCGAGUCUCAGCAACAAUUUCAUCAACAACAACAACCGCAACAUCAGCAACGACGAUCGCCGUCGCCGGGUACAAUGUCACCAUCGGCAGCUCGGCGAAAACGUUUACGAAAAUCAUCAACCGGUUCAGGAUCUGCGUCGACAGAACGAACGUCAGAAGAACACAGUAGCAUUGAAGGUUCGUCGGGUCUAAAUAUGUCGCAAUCGCAAAUGGAUCAGAUGACUGCAUUUGGGCCGGCCCCAACAAAUUUAUCCUCGCAGCAUAGCCUAUCGAAUCCCAAAAUGAUGAAAGAAAGUUUAAGUACGGAAGACAUACCCCAGCACGACUCGUCACAGGAAAGCAUCGAAGAGGUGCACCAUGGCCAUCAUCAUAUUCAUCAAAAUAUAAUUAAAACGGAUAACGACAUGUCAGGAAUGUCCCAGCAAAUGCCUAUCGAUAUAACCAGUCCGACCACACCGUCUGAUCAUGGAUCGAAUGUUAGUUGCCCACAAUCACAGCCAUCUCAUUCGGGUGUGCAAUGGACCGUAGUCGACUCGAACUAUCCAAGAUUUGCAUUGUCAUCGUGUCAAACGAAUGUUGGUGGUAUGUCAGCGGGAGGAAAUCACAACAAUCCCAAUGAAAGUCAACAUAGUACGAGCAACACAUCCGCCAAUUCAGCAACAUCGUCGAAUCACGCACAAAUGCACUACCAAGGACCAUCCUAUUCGCCACAGAUAAUCUCGGGAAACAAUUCGAACAUGGUACAAUCUGUGUACAGUGAAGGACCCACACCAAAUCAGUCCCCUGUGCAACAGCAUCAACAACAACAGCAACAGCAGCAACAACAACAGCAGCAACAGCAACAGCAACAACUGGUUAACCAAACAGGGAAUACAAGCGGUAGUUCGACUAGUGGAACACAGCCGGCACCGCAAAAGCGAAAACGUUCGGUUAAUCCACAAGGUGACGAAAACUUUGUACGUGCAUUAGAGGCUGUACGGUUCGGCGGUAUUGGUUUCUGUAAGGCAGCUCGAAUGUAUGGUGUCAACAAUCGAACACUAUGGUUAGAAUACAAGAAACGCGGUUAUCCAAUCAGUCGGCCGAGCAUAAAAAAUCGCAUCAAACUUGAACCAAAUAUGACACCGCCGCCAUCAUCAACACCCACCAACGAAGAAAAUACAUCCAUGGAAACGUACGAGCACAUGUCACAAUCAUCGUUGAAUAUGACUGUUCCACCGCCAGCUGAUACACCGACAUCGUUGAUGUGUCCACCCCAUGCCCAUCCGAUGGGCGUUAUGAGCUUCUUAGACACUAGGCACGUUGAAUUCACACCGACAAUUCAUCCGAUGUCCCGUCAACGAUUCACUGAUGGUGCCGUCAACGUAAAUCCGACCGCAAUGAAUUUGCAAGGAUUGAAUUUUAACUCAAUGUAGAAAGUGACUGUGACCUAAUACGAGAGCAUCGCGCAUUUUAUUUCACAUUUUAUCACUGCAUCAAUGGCCAUAGUUAAGUGUUAUUUGUGGAGUUUUAAACUAGAGAAGCAAAAAAAUGAAAGAAAAAAAAACAGUUUUUUUAACCGUAGUCUAGGGAUGGAUAAGCUUUUUUGUCUCUUCAUUUUUAUUUUUUAUUAUUUUUUUUUUUGUUAUUGUUUAGCUAAGGUGAAUCGAUACGAGAUUUCUACAACUAAAUUUAAAUGACGAAGAUCAAUUGUAAAUGUAUUAAGUACGAAGUGAAGACGGUGUGUGAGACGACAUGAAAAACUUAUAACCAGGAAACUGAUGAAAAGUGAUACUCACAUUCGUUUAAAAAUAAUAAAACGAAAAAAGAAAGAAAUUGAAAAGAAAGCGCGCGAUUGAUAUUGACAAUAAACAGUGGACUGAGAAAAAAAAAAUUGAAACUUUUUACCAAGAGAAAAUACGAUUUAAUGUGCGGAUUCAAAUUCUAACGAUUCAAAAGGACGGUGCUUAACACUUGCUUUAAAUACCUAUAAGUGAUGUAGGGGAAAUGUUAAAUUCGUAGCUUCUAGCAUCAUCGCAAUGUAAUUGUUUUUAUUUGUUUUUUCAACGGAACAGUUUUUUUUUCCUUCCACUCGGAAUAAAUAUGAAGAUUUCGUAGAGGUGUGUAAGAGUAUCCGAUGGCCUGAUUUCCUUGUGAAAAUAGAAGUCUCAAAAGUUCAAAAAAGCUACACUCACAGCUUCAAAUCCUUUGUCUUUUGACACGUUAGUAUACGUUUUUCGAACUUUUGAGACUUCUAUUUUUACCCGGGAACUGGCUGCUCACAGUGUUUUUACUCACCCGGUAAAUUUAGUAAUUUGAUGGAACUUUUUGUUAUCGAUAUCCUCAAACUACCACCAGGGCCCAUGUUCGAAAUUUUAGAAGUCGGUCGGCUCAGCUACACUAACAACAGAAUUGUAGCCACUGGAAGGGAUAUUCUCCCCGCACAUCACAGUGCCAGAAAGCUAAAUUCUUUCUACUGAGAAUGAAACACUUAUUUCGGGCUUGUUGCCCUUUCAACGUUCAUGUUUAUUCUGGUUUUACUUCUUACAAACACCUUGUAUUUAUACAUUUGUUCCAAGGCCAUAUGAAUUGUCAAAUUUCAUUUGUCAAUUGUCGUUGUUCGGGUUGUCAAAGUUCGUGUUUACAGUUACUUGGAACAAACCUAUAUCAAAGUUUUGUCUACUUCGAUCAUUUUCAUUUCAAGAGGUGACUUGAUUCAUUUCUACUUAGACCAGUGAUUUCUGAACACUCCCAUCUGUGGUUUUCGCACGAAGGAACGAAACCACACUUUCCAAAUCCACGGUCUCACGAUCUUUGUUUUAUAUUUUCAUUUUGCCAAAGCCAGAUUACUUAAAUCCCGCUUAACCAUUGACUCCUCCGGAUGAGACUUCCUAGUUGAGUGGACAAUUUCUUUACAUCCAAAAGGCGCAUCGGGCUAAUUGGCUGAAAAAGGCCAAAGAUGCACGUUUUCGGACCAAAGUAACAAAAAGUUCGUUGAAAAACUGUUCCAAUUAAAUUUGUUUUGAAAUUGAAAUUCACACCAAUUCUGUUAUACCAGUGAUCCAUAGCUUUAUGUCCUGUAGAAACUCUCUUUUUUUCCUUUCGUUUAUUGUGACUUCAACGUUUACAACGAUUUUUUUUAAAUAAUUUCGUAGACGGAAUUUUGUUUAUCAAACGAGUAACUUUUUAAACGGUUUAUGGUUUUGAGACUUUCACCUCCUCCUCCCACAUCACACAUACACACAGACACCACAUUAUGUUUGGAUGAUUGUGAAACAUACAAUUAAACAUUUUUCCGCGUUUACUGUGACUGAAGAUUUUCAAAAUUUUAAUUGAAAUGUUAGAGAGAAGAAGAAAAAAAACGGACUGUCGUUACCAACCGCGAUUUAUGAAGAAAAUAACUUAUAAAUUUAGCUGAUGCAAAAAAAAAUCUGGAAAAUUAAACCGAUAAUGAUGAAGGGAGUUAAUCAAAAUGAAUUUAAAGAAAUUGAAAAAUGAAAAUUUAAAAAUUAAAUUCACUUUAAUCAUCGUACUUAACUGUUACAACAAUAUACCAACAUUUUUCAAAUUUAAAUUUAAAAAGAGAAAAUUUAAUUUGAAAAAUUUUUGAACAUCUAAUAUUUAGAAUGAACAAGGUCUAUGGUAUGGUAUAUGAAUAAAUAAAUAAAUAAAUUUGAAAAUGGAAAUUGAAUAAUGAAGAAGAAGGAGAAGAGAGAAAACAUUUUUUGUAUCAUAAAUUCCUCCCAAAUAAAAAAAAAAUCAUACUAAGUGUAUAGACGUAACAUUAUCUGUAUGUAUAUUUAGAUUAAUUAUAUUAAAAAAGCAAGAAAUAAUAAAGGAGAAUAAAUAAAUGAAAAUUAAAUAAAUGAGAUAACAACAACAACAACAAACCUGAAUUUAUAUUGUCUAAGAAAAAAAUGGAAUUACGCGAAAUCGGGACAUUUUAACAAAAAAACAAAAACAAAAUUUACCAAAUAAGUAAAAUUUAAAGGGAAAAAAAGAAUAAAAAAAGUUCUUCAAAAUCCAACUAACAAACAAAAAAAAAAUCAUUAAUUUUUGUAGUUUCUUCCACUUAUAUACCGAAGUAAACGCGUUUUUGUAAGAUAAUUCAGACUUUCAGACUAUUGAAAAUAAGUAAAAAAAAAAGAAAAUCACUCAGUCGGUUAUACACACACAUACAGAAACUGAUUAGGGGUCUUUGCAUAAUCACACACACAAAAACAAAACUUUAAAGAAAAACUAAUGAACACAAAAUAAUAAAAUUAAAGAAAAAAAAUGGAAAAAAAACUUAUUAAUCAAAAGAAAAUCAGUAGAACAAAAAUGUUGUGUAAAAAAGAAAUGACUGGAGAGGAUAAAAGCGAAUUAUGUUAAUGUUGUUUGUCUCUUUAUAAACUCAAUCCACACACACACACACACACACACACACUCUUGAAUUUUCAUGAAUUAAAAGCAGAUUAUUACAUAAGUGCAACUUGAAAAAUAAUAUUUUGGUUUUACGUUUUGUUCUUCUUUUUAUUUUUCGUUGGAUUAAACUGUGAAAAAUAAUUAUUUUUUUCUAAUUUCGAGUAUAUACUGAAAGAGGGUUUGAAUCAAUUGUGACCAGUCCUAAAAUCAUUUUAACAAUUGUAAAGAAGAAAACUAUUUAAAAAGAAAAGAAAAAAAGAAAAAUCAAACAGAACAACAGUGUCCGUGUAAUUAUGAAAUAUAUUAUAAUGAAACAAA